AUGGGAGAAGGAGUGGGAGACGAAGAGAGAGAAGAUGGUUGCUUAGCAGCGGAAGCUGGGGAUCGAGAAGCGGAGGGAGAGCUUAGGCUUGAAAUGGAGCUAGGAUACCGGUAUUUUUCCCUACCUGGAUCCGAGUCUUUCUCUUCUCCUGGACCGAGCACCGAGACCGAGGAAAGAGAGGCUGGAUACGAGUCUGAUGAGAUCAGAGCCAGUGAAGAGAAGAGGGAAGGCUGA
Messenger RNA from Prunus armeniaca (apricot), 234 nucleotides. The record is from the annotation of a GenBank genome assembly. NCBI's taxonomy places the organism in Eukaryota, Viridiplantae, Streptophyta, Magnoliopsida, Rosales, Rosaceae.